AUGCCACUAGCUAGCAAAAUGCUGAAGGAUAUAUGGGUACCCGACACUUACAUUCGAAAUGGACGUAAGUCUUAUCUACAUACACUUACCGUACCAAAUAUUCUUUUCCGAGUAAGGUCAGAUGGACAGGUGCACGUCUCGCAGAGGUGGGUUCCUUCUUCUAGCUUCGUGAAUCUCUGA
This is a messenger RNA of Cooperia oncophora, 180 nucleotides long. The record is from the annotation of a GenBank genome assembly. Lineage: Eukaryota; Metazoa; Nematoda; Chromadorea; Rhabditida; Trichostrongylidae.